Phytophthora sojae is the source of this 315-nucleotide messenger RNA. RefSeq lists its product as hypothetical. The coding region runs from base 1 to 315 and encodes 104 amino acids. The transcript is spliced from 2 exons. The record is from RefSeq and is a predicted model, not a curated record. NCBI's taxonomy places the organism in Eukaryota, Oomycota, Peronosporomycetes, Peronosporales, Peronosporaceae.
AUGGUCUUGGUGGACCUGGUCGGAAGCGUCUCCGCCGUCGGCGACACGGAUGCAAUGGUGGCGGGCGACUCGGGCAGCAAGCACAACGGCGGCCGCAACGCCGUGUGUGCCGUCAACAGCAUGGUCUCGGAGGCUUCCGCGGCGACCGUGGCCGUGUUGGACGGCGUCACCGCUGGCAUGGUCACGAACGCGACGGUGGGAUUCGGCGCGGUUGAUGAGGCUAAUAGGGGUGCCUUCGUGUUGGCUGGACAGCGCCACGAGAGCGUUUAUAGUAGCGGCAUCGAGAGCCGGGCUGAGUUGCCUUGCUGGCGGUAG